Mandrillus leucophaeus (drill) is the source of this 1453-nucleotide messenger RNA. It is a transcript of the gene PLAC8, whose product is annotated as placenta-specific 8. Gene Ontology annotation, biological process: positive regulation of transcription by RNA polymerase II. Bases 184 to 525 code for a protein of 113 amino acids. NCBI's taxonomy places the organism in Eukaryota, Metazoa, Chordata, Mammalia, Primates, Cercopithecidae. The transcript is spliced from 5 exons. The record is from RefSeq and is a predicted model, not a curated record.
UUACGCUGGCCAAUGAGAGCGUCUGAAACUGUUCUUUGUACUAUGCACUGCGAUAGAAACACAGUUGCCUCUCCCCUUUCAGUAGUUUUCAUUUGUGGUGAGAUUCUCUCCCAGGACACAAGACAUUUCCUCCUCUGAACCUUAUUUACUAAUUUCCACUGCUUUUAAGACCCAGCACUGAAAAUGCAAUCUCAGGCGCCAGUGGUCGUUGUGACCCAACCUGGAGUCGGUAUGGCACCCCAGAACUCCGACUGGCAGACAAGCAUGUGUGACUGCUUCAGCGACUGCGGAGUCUGUCUCUGUGGCACGUUUUGUUUCCCAUGCCUUGCGUGUCAAGUUGCAGCUGAUAUGAACGAAUGCUGUCUGUGUGGAACGAGCGUCGCAAUGAGGACUCUCUACAGGACCCGAUAUGGCAUCCCUGGAUCUAUUUGUGAUGACUAUAUGGUAACCCUUUGCUGUCCUCACUGUUCUCUUUGCCAAAUCAAGAGAGAUAUCAACAGAAGGAGAGCCAUGCGUGCUUUCUAAAAACUGAUGGUGAAAAGCUCUUACUGAAGCAACAAAAAUCAGCAGACAGCUCUUCAGCUUGAGUUCUUCGCCAUCUUUUGCAACUGAAAUAUGAUGGAUGUGUUUGAGUACAACUGAUGGCAUGGAAAAACUCAAAUUUUUGAUUUGUUAUAAAUGAAUGUUGUCCCUGAGCUUAGCUAAAUGGUGCAGCUUAGUUUCUCCUUGCUUUCAUAUUAUCGAAUUUCCUGGUUUAUGAACCUUUAAAAUUACAUUUGAAAUAUAAACCAAAUAAAAGAUUUUACUGACAAGAUUCUUCAUGCCUUUUUGCUCCCCUUAAAAUGUCUUUUUCACUAGUUAAUUCCAAAGGUCAGUCUCAUAAUUUUGUUUUUAUACUUUGGUUUCUUUUUUCUUUUCUUUUCUUUUUUUUUUUUUUUAACAGAGUUGGGGGUCUUUCCAUUUUUUUUUUUUUUUUUUGAGAUGGAGUCCCACUUUGUCACCCAGGCUGGAAUGCAGUGGUGCAAUCUCAGCUUACUGCAAUCACCACCUCCUGGGUACAAGCGAUUCUCCUGCCUCAGUCUCCCGAGUAGCUGGGAUUGCAGGUGCCUGCCACCUCGCCCAGCCAAUUUUUGUAGUUUUAGGAGAGACGGGGUUUCACCAUCUUGGCCAGGCUGUUCUCAAACUCCUGACCUCGUGAUCCACCCGCCUCGGCCUCCCAAAGUGCUGGAAUUACAGGCAUAAGCCACCAUGUCCGGUCUAGAGUUGGGGGUCUUUCUAUGUUGCCCAGGCUGGCCUUGAACUCCAGGCCUCUAGCAAGCCUCCCAUCUCAGCCUCCCAAGGUGCUAGACUACAGGUGUGAGCCACUGCACCAGGCCUCAUACUUUGGUUUCUGAGCAGGAGAUUUUGUUCCACAGUAACCCAGCUCUCUUUCGUCUAAGAACUUUAGAUGAGA